Xenopus laevis (African clawed frog) is the source of this 3019-nucleotide messenger RNA. RefSeq names its product UDP-GlcNAc:betaGal beta-1,3-N-acetylglucosaminyltransferase 5 S homeolog (gene b3gnt5.S). The record is from RefSeq and is a predicted model, not a curated record. Gene Ontology annotation, molecular function: lactosylceramide 1,3-N-acetyl-beta-D-glucosaminyltransferase activity; glycosyltransferase activity; hexosyltransferase activity. Gene Ontology annotation, cellular component: membrane; Golgi membrane. The coding region runs from base 282 to 1415 and encodes 377 amino acids. Lineage: Eukaryota; Metazoa; Chordata; Amphibia; Anura; Pipidae. The transcript has 2 exons. Gene Ontology annotation, biological process: sphingolipid biosynthetic process; glycoprotein biosynthetic process; protein O-linked glycosylation.
AUGCCCUGCAGCAUUCCAGAAAGGGAUAAUGACAGCUUACUAAGAAACACCAGAUGCCUGUGCCAUUUUUGAAGUCUUCCAUGAACAGACAGCAAUGCUAUUGCUAGGGUGCAGUUUGCAAACCUCUAAAGUCUACUAGCCUACAGUGUGUGGUUUUCCAUUUUAAGGAAUAUUUGGCUUUUACAAUGAACAUUUGGUCGGAAAAUACAACAGACAUUCAAAGAACACCUAUAUGAAGAAUUUCAACCUUUUUUCCUCACAAAAGUUUUAAUUCCCCCAGAAUGCUUAUUAGUGCUAGGAGGUUAAGAAGAUGCCAGUCUCUUCAAUUACUUGCCUCAUGUUUUGUUUUAUCAUUAAUGGCUUUAUUGGUUCAAGAAGACAAUUCCUUGGUCAACCACGUAAAGUCCUAUUCAUACAGGUACCUCAUAAAUAGCUAUAACUUUGUCAAUGAUAGUCUGUCUGUUCCUCGGGACAGAUCUGAUGGGGCAGCUGGCUACAGAUAUCUGAUCAAUAACAGGCACAAAUGUCUAAAUGAGGAUGUACUGCUCUUACUGUUUGUAAAGACAGCUCCUGAAAACAGAAGGCGCCGCAAUGCAAUUCGAAAGACUUGGGGCAACGAGGAUUACAUCCGUUCUCGGUAUGCUGCCAACAUUAAAGUUGUGUUUGCCCUCGGAGUUGAAAGAGAUCCAGUAAAAAGUCACCACACUCAACAAGACCUUGUCAACGAAAACAAACGCUUCAAGGAUCUAAUACAGCAAGACUUCAGUGACACCUUCCACAACCUAACCCUUAAGUUGCUUUUGCAGUUUGGGUGGGUAAACUCAUUCUGUCCUAGUGCUAAAUUUAUUAUGUCUGCUGAUGAUGAUAUCUUUGUCCAUACCCCUAACUUGGUUACCUACCUAAAAAGCUUGCCUAUUGAGACACAGGAUUUCUGGAUUGGUAGAGUCCAUCGUGGGUCACCUCCAAUAAGAAGCAAAGCCAGCAAGUAUUAUGUGCCUUAUGAAAUGUAUCCCUGGUCAUCUUAUCCUGACUACACUGCAGGAGCUGCGUAUGUUGUUUCUAGAGAUGUGGCUGCAAAAGUAUACGAAGCAUCGCAGACAUUGAACACAAGUUUGUACAUAGAUGACGUUUUCAUGGGAAUCUGUGCCAAUAAAAUGGGAGUUGUUCCUCAGUAUCACGUAUACUUCUCCGGAGAAGGGAAAUCUCCAUACCAUCCUUGUAUUUACAACAAAAUGAUGACUUCCCAUGGACAUUUAGGUGACCUUGACUAUUUAUGGAGGCAAGCUACAGACUCUAAUGUAAAAUCUCUUAGUUCUGGAUUUUUGGGUAACGUAUAUUGUAAAAUAGUAAAUAUCAUGCUUCUCUGUAAAAUUGGCUAUGUGGAUACAUACCCCUGCUCAGCUGCAUGGUCCUAGUACAACUAAAGAGUGAGUUUGUAGGUGCAGCACCAAGGAAUCCAGGAGGUAGAAAAAUUAAAAAUAUAAACCUUUAUUCAAGCAUUUUAAAAUGGUAGUAGGAAAAAGCAUGCCCCACACUAAACAAUGGGCUGUUCACUCAACGCGUUUCAUGGCUCUCGCCACUUCCUAGUACAACUGCAAUAGUUGGCCAAAGUGCUUGCUUUCAGUUUGAUUUUUUUUUUGGCAAAUAUUCUCUGGAUCCUUUGUGGUCCCCACCCGUCUGCUCAGGAACAUAUACUAUUUUUGCUUUCAAUAACGCUUAUAAAAUCAGUUACUGAACAGCAAUAAUAAAAUGCAGAAAUGUUUACUGUGACGCACUGUAUCACUCAUGCUGUAAUGCAUUAAUGGCUGUGUUUUAUGUAUCCAUGUCCUUGUUUACAGAUUUAUUGUGAAUAUCUAGAAAUGACUGUUGUUAAACAAUGCAAGAGUAUAAAGCAUAAAAAUAAUCCCCAUGAGCACACUGCUCAGAUGAGUUAAGAGAAGCCAGAUGGAGUUCAUUGGCUUCCUAAGGAGUCCUACAGAUGUACUGCACUGUCUAAAGCAAGGGGCCUUAUGGAUCUCCAGCUCAGCUUUAGCAGUUGUGGGAUGCUGGGAAGUUUAGUUUGCAACAGCUGGUGAAGACCCAUAUGGAAAUCUUUGGUCUGAAUUGUUAUAGUGCCUUCUAAUGCUAAGCUAAAAACACCAAUAUAAGUGUCUGAUAGUUUGUAUUCAUACAUGUUACACAGGUUGACUAAGGUGAGUUUUACCAUCUAAAAAGCUGUAUGUAAGGCGGGUAUUAGACAUUCCCACAAACUAAUACCCAAUUAAUGGGAAAGCUGCCUCUGAAAUCAUAGUUCAUUUAUUCUUUCCACAAUUAACAACAUCAUUGCAUUUACAUCAAGGAUGAGUAACCUGCAUCUUUCCAGAUGCUGUUGAACUAGUUUUCCCAUUCCACCGAUAGUGAGGGUAGGGAGAUGCCCUUGUUCCUUUUUUAAAUAAUUGUUAUUUUUCAAUUAUUUAAAUACUUUGUAUUAAUAUAGCUUAAACCACUUCUAAUGUUGGUACAGUCACAGGGCAGUGUUCUUUAUAAAUAAAGCUCUUUAGCAUAAGAAGGAACUUGCAAACUAGAAAAAAAAAAUGUGAAAUAAUCUUAGUGUGAACAUAUUUUGAACUACAGCAGGUCUGUUUUACACAAAAAAUAUAUUUUUAUACUCUAGUAGAACUGCUUAUUUAUUAUAAAAGAUAUGAAGGCAGGUAAAACAAACCGCCUGAACUUUCAUGUACUGGAAAUCCUUUUGAUAACUUUAGUUCUUUUUGUGGAGGGAUUUCCAACAAAAAUGGUGCUAUUUACUGCAAGUUUGUGAGACGGAGAGAGCCAUUUCCAUGGCAUUUAUACAUCAGAGUGUUUCAGUGGUUCUCAAGUAGUGAGUUCCUAGUAAAGCACACGUGCACUUGUGUGUUUGUCUACUUUUAGCUGUAUGUUUUGUGUAUUUUUUAUGUUAUAAAGUAUUGCUUUACUCAUGAGCAAUUUUACAUUUGUAAGUCUUCUCAUUUUCAGAUAAUAAACAGAUUGAGUCCAAAAA